ACCCGACAAGAGAACAAACAACAGUACAAACAGAAGAGGAACUGAUAAUAUGAGUGUGUAAUCCGCACUGCAGUGUGUGUGUGAGGAUGUGGAUUACUCCUGAAGAAGUUGUGCUGAAAAACGCUCUUAAACUUUGGGUGACACAGAAAUCCAACGAUUAUUUCCUCCUACAACACCGCAGAAGACAUGGAGACACCGGGGGGAAAAUCACAGGUUUGCUGGUGGGGGCGUUGGACACUGUGUUGGACUCCAGUGCUCGAGUGGCCCCAUUCCGGAUUGUUCUGCAUGUGCCUAGGUCACAGGCCAGCUGGGUCAUCGCCAGUGGUGUCACACUAGAGGAGGUGUUGAGACACUGGAAAUGGCUCGAUCAAAACUUACUGCCGUACAUGUCUGUGUUUGAGAAUAAAGAAGACGCUGCCAGUUUUGUACUGGGCAAAGUGAAGGGUUUAAUCGCUGAGGAGGUUCUGGGCGGUCAGGCCGCACGCGAGGACGAUCCGGUUCGGUUCCGUGAAGAUCUGGUGCGGUUCGAGCAGCGCUUCGGUCUGCCUCAGCGAGAGAAACUGGUGACGCAUUACUCCUGCUGCUGCUGGAAGGGACACGUGCCACGCCAGGGCUCGCUGUACCUCACCACCAAUCACAUCGCUUUCUACUCAUUCCUGCUGGGCAAAGAGGUGAAGCUGUUAGUUGCAUGGGCUGAAGUGACGCGACUGGAGCGUGUGUCGGUGGGUUUACUGACGGAUGUGAUCCGUGUGCACACGAGACAGAAGCAGAGAGAUUUCUCCAUGUUUAUGAACGUAGAUGAGGUCAUGAAGGUCAUGUGUCAGCUGGCUGACAUCGCUCUGCGCAGACUGCUGGACAGCGGCGGACUCACUCUCGACCAAUCACUGCAGGACUGCACAAAAAUCACCAAGAGGGUUUUGGAGGAACAGAUGCUCAGACAGUACGUGCUCUCUUUCUUUGGCUUGCCGCGGGUUGAGCGUCUACAGGAAGUGAUGUCAUGCUCAGUUUGGACUCCUCAUGCACGCUGUCACACGCCGGGAACCCUGUACACCACUGACGGGUAUUUGUGUUUCAGCAGCCGCGAGGAGGGACAGUGUACGCUCAUUAUACCACUAGCAGAGAUGCUGUCCAUUGAGAAGGAUGGGAGUACCAGUGCGUUGCCGAACCCCAUGAUCAUCAGCUUGCGAUGCAAGCGAGCGUUUCAACUGAUUGAGCUGCAGCACCGUGAUAUGUUAGUGGAGAACGUCAGAGAGCGACAGCGCGCGCUGCACUGGAAACACGCCAUCAUACACGGACACGACCAACGCAAGAAAUCCACGAUCUCAGCCACACCGUACUACACCUUCUGUUACGACACCAUCCAAUCAGAUGACGAGGACAGCAGCAUCAUCAGUGAUAAAGCUCUUCGUCACACGGUCCUCACAGACGCGCUCAUUACCACAUUCCACCCCAGCCAAUCAGACUCCAGCAACAGCACGUGUAACACAGAGCAUGUUAAAGAGCGUUUAUGGGAGGAUCAUUUCGCUGAGUUCGGUCGUGGGGUUCACAUGUUCCGCACCGAUAAAAUCGGCAAGCUGGUGGCACUGGGAAUACCAGAAUCACUGCGGGGAGAACUGUGGCUCGAUUUCUCAGAUGCGUGCUCAUCGCUGGCAGCUCACCCGAACUAUUACACUGAUCUGCUGGAGAGAUGCCGAGGAGUGAAGAACAUCGCCACUGAGGAAAUAGAGCGAGAUCUUCAUCGCUCGCUGCCGGAGCAUCCUGCCUUCCAGAACGAGACGGGCAUCUGUGCCCUCCGCAGAGUCCUCACUGCUUAUGCCCACCGCAACCCUACCAUCGGCUACUGCCAGUCCAUGAAUAUCUUGGCGUCUGUGUUGCUGUUGUACACUAAAGAGGAGGAAGCGUUCUGGCUGCUGGUCACUGUGUGUGAGAGGAUGCUGCCCGACUACUUCAACCGCAGAGUCAUCGGUGCUCAGGUGGAUCAGUCUGUGUUUGAGGAGCUGAUUCGUGAGCGUUUGCCAGAGCUCACCGAACACAUUCCGGAUGUCUCUCCGCUGGCGUCUGUGUCCCUCACGUGGUUCCUCACGCUGUUCCUGAGCGUCCUGCCAUUCCGCAGCGCACUGUGUGUCCUCGACAGCUUCUUCUAUUACGGCAUCAAAGCGAUCUUCCAGAUCAGUCUGGCGGUGCUGGACACAAAUGCAACAGAGCUGUGUGCAUGUACUGAUGAUGGACAGGCCCUCAUGAUACUCGCCAGUUUUCUGGAGCAGGUCACACAUGAGGAGGAGACACAUGUUUGUUCUGAUGAUGAUGAUGAUGGAGCAUCUUCUCCAGGUGUACACAUAACAGCACUGAUCACUGAUGCAUACGAGAGAUUUGGCUCUCUGACAGUGAAGCAUGUGGAGAUGUUGCGCUGCAGGCAUCGCAUUCAAGUGCUGCAGGCGCAUGAAGACACCUCCAAAGACAAUGCGUUGCGAUUGGUCACUCCAGAUGUGACACUCUCACAGGAAAACCUGUCUGACCUCUACGACCUCUUCAAGACGGAGCACUUCAUCAGUAUAUAUUGGGGUGAUGGUGUGUGUUCAUCUCCUCCUGUGGCUGCAGGCAUCUGUUCAGAACAUUAUUUUGUGGAUCGAGCUCAGUUUAAGAGUCUGUACGAGCUGCUCGUUCCGUUUCUCUGCGGCUCACACACUGAUACUGUCGCUCAACGCACCUUCACACUGCUGGACCACGACAGAGAUAACCUCAUUAACUUCUCACAGUUCACUUGCUGGCUGAAUAUUCUGUACUGUGAGGAGUUGAAUGAGAGAAUCCGGCUGCUCUAUCGACUGCACAUCCCACCAGCCAUGACUGAACAUGAUGAGGACUCACCUCCUCUGAAGAGUCCAGUAUUGUCCAGCAGGAGACCCCUCCAUGCCGACCUGCCAAACGGUGAGAGGAUGAGUUAUGAAGAUCAGCUAAAGCAGAUGCUGCAAAAUUGGACCAGAAAGAAGAAGCAGGAGGAGAAACAUCUCCAACACAUGAAUCAGCGUGAGUUUAUUCAGUUCUGUAAGACACUCUACAGCAUGUUUCAAGGCGACCCAUGUGAAGCCGACCUCUUUCAGGCCAUCGGGAUGGUCACAAGUCUCGUGCUGCAGAUUGGAGAGGCACAACACCGCGACCAGCUGUCGACGGGACAAGGGGAGGCAGGUGGAGCUUCAGGCCACACCCACUCGACUGUGAUUGGUGGAGGCACCAGUGAGUCAGAUGGAGAUUGGUCGGUGAGCUUUGAGCAGAUUCUGGCCUCAUUACUAACAGAGCAGGUGCUGGUGAACUUCCUAGAGCGCCCUGUUGAUCUGAGUGCAAAAAUCAUAUCUGCGAAAACACUGCAGUAUCACAAACGCGCUGGUCUGCUCACGAUCCAGCACGCAGCGGUCAGAUGAUGAUGAUGAUGCAAAUGAACAGCCAUCAAUAAUAUCCUGAAACCAAAAACUAUGAUGUCUUUAAUUUCUAUGUUCAUGGAUGUUGGUAAAAUUGAAUAAAGACCAGCAAGACGGCAGAUAUUUGAUCCCGGUGAUGUGCAUGUUUGUAGCGGACCUCCAAUAUGAUUCCUGAAAGACUGCUGGGGUGAGCCGGACUCCCCUACAAAUCAGUUGAUGCCACUGUUUUACUGUCAGCUUUAAUAAGGAAGUACUCAAUCACUGCCUUAACCUCCAGAACUGACUUGAUGUGGCCUGAAUCUCCUGAGCCACAGAAUGGCCUUAAAAUAAGUUUUAGCCAAAUUUCCUCAGUACAGCAAAGGGAGGGAAUUUACUUUCUGAAAAAGUUUUGUGUCCCUCACCAUGUGUUUUGCGUUCCCUUGCAAUUAUUUUCAACUUGAAAUUGUUCUGUUCUGGUAUAUACCUUUAUCCAUCCCUUAUGAGCAUUAACUGGGUCAUUCCAUGUCAACUCAACCAGAGGUCCACAGCUUCAAGUUUUGAUUUUUAUUCUGGUGAAAGAAAUGCAUAAAUUAAGAUGAAAGCAAAAAUAUCAUGGAUG
Xyrauchen texanus (razorback sucker) is the source of this 4011-nucleotide messenger RNA. RefSeq names its product TBC1 domain family member 8-like. Bases 87 to 3416 code for a protein of 1109 amino acids. The record is from RefSeq and is a predicted model, not a curated record. Gene Ontology annotation, molecular function: calcium ion binding. The transcript is spliced from 20 exons. Lineage: Eukaryota; Metazoa; Chordata; Actinopteri; Cypriniformes; Catostomidae.